Messenger RNA from Phragmites australis (common reed), 833 nucleotides. RefSeq lists its product as uncharacterized. The coding region runs from base 159 to 554 and encodes 131 amino acids. The record is from RefSeq and is a predicted model, not a curated record. Lineage: Eukaryota; Viridiplantae; Streptophyta; Magnoliopsida; Poales; Poaceae. The transcript is spliced from 3 exons.
CGCUUCGUUCUCUGUCCCUUCCCCUUCCCAUCGUGCGCGGUUCCGAAUCCGCAUCUCCGCCCCUGCCGUAGGCGAUCGACUUCACCGGAUCGCCUCGCCGGCGACGACGGCCAGCCACAGGAACAGUGGAGUGCAGAGGAGGAAGUACUCUGCUGUGAAUGGGAAGUGUCAUGAACAAAGACAACGUUCAUGACAAGGAGACUCAUGGAACAAGCAACGAUAUAACCAAGAAUACAUCUGUGGACAAGGUGAAGGGUCCCAAUCUGCUUGAGCGAGCAAAGGAAGAGAUCGAGGCUCUAGCUGGAGCUGUUCAUACUAAGAUGGAGCACCAUUCCAGUCCCUCAAAGAAGGAUGAAUCGCAUAAGGAAGACAAGGAGGGGAACCUGCACAAAAUAAAGACCCAUACAAAUGAAACUCACGGGACAAGCAAUGACAUAAGCGAGGACACACCAGUUGACAAAGUUAAAGGUCCGAAUGUCUUCGAGCGUGCAAAGGAAGAGAUCGAAGCUAUUGUCGAAGCUAUCCAUCCGAAGAAGGGAUCUGACAGCAAGUGAAGACUAAAUAGCCUGGAGGAGAUUCUGCCUCCACUAGCUGCGAAAACAUUAACAUGAGCUAUAACUAGAUCAAUAUACGCUUCCCAAUGUAUACACCGAGCGGUCUUUUGUACACGCUCUGGAGCUGUAAGAGCUGACUGUUUGUAAGCUAUACUAUAUUUCAUCAUGUCGGUUGUGGUUUGUUGCUUGAUCAGAGGCAUGUAAAAAUACCAAAUGUGGCAUUUUGAUACUGAAAUUAUUGUGCUUGACAGUGUAUUAUUCUAUAUCACCAAUUCACUA